CCUGUCCUCCGCUUAUUUGGCUGAAGUUCUGAGUGGUCGAUGGCCUGAUUACCUGUUUUCCGGGCAUAUCCAACCUGUGGCCCCCUUGCCUGGCGUAAAUGGGCAGAGUUAGGAUAGGUUCUUGGAAUGUUCAGGGGUUAGGGGACUCGGAUGGCACGCAGAAGGGUAGACGGCUGAAAUCAUGGAUAUUUGAGCAAAGUGUGGAUAUCAUGCUGAUUCAAGAGACCAAAUUAUCGGAGCGGAAGCUAGGACAGUUAGGGGACUGGUGGCAGGGACCACUGCUGUGGUCUCCAGCACAGGGAAGUAGAGGUGGUGUUGCGAUUUUGAUUCACAACAGGGUAGAGGCAAGAGUGAUUGAAUGUGAUAAUGACUUAUGGGGUCGAUGGUCAUGGGUCAAACUGAGUAUAGGGAAAGAAGAUUGGGUGCUGGCAUCAGUAUAUGCCCCUAAUGACCCGCUUGCAAGGAUUGAGUUUAUUGAGCUCCUGCCGUACAAACUGCCCAGGUCGGAACACAUCAUCGUUGGCGGAGACUGGAAUAUGGUGAGAUGUCCAGGUCUGGACUCAGAGAAACCAGAGGGAAUGAAGAGGGAUAGGCGGACGCUGUUGCUGUGGAUGGAAAAAUGGGGUCUGCGUGAUGUCUUCCGGGAAAUGCACCCGGUGGACCCAGGCUAUACCUGGUUUGGUACGGCUCCUCAGACGGCUCACGUCAGAAGGAGACUUGAUUUUUUCUUAGUCUCAGGAGCUGUAGCAGACAAUGUGCAAACAGUGGGGGAACAGAGUGCCUCCAUGUCGGACCAUAAACCGAUUAGGUUGGAAAUCCAAUCAGGGGAAGUCAGCUCGAGAGGGCCAGGCUGCUUCAGGUUGAACACCCAACUACUGGAAGAUCAAGGGAUCAAAUCUUGGGUACAAUCCUUCUGGUCCGAUUGGGAAGAUGCUAAGGGUGAAUUUGAAUCUAUGGCCAAGUGGGUCGACGCAGGUCUCAGGAUUAUUUCAAGCAAAAUGCAGUCCUUUUCGAUGAUAGCAGCGUACCUGAGAAACAAGGAAGAAGCUGAUUGCCGGAAAGCCCUGGAGGAGGUUGAGGCAAGGAGUGCCAGUCACCCGAUCUCUGAGAUAGCUUGGGCCGAGGAGCGAGCCGAGUGCAAGCGGAGGUGGGAGGAGCUUCAAGUUAGAAAGUAUAACAGAUGGGAUCAGAUAUUGAAGGAGAAGAAGAUUGUAACUGGUGAUCGGGUGACCAAGGAAACCUUCCAGCGGUCAUUGUCCCGAAGGAGAGCGGUUCCAAUGAAAGGAUUGUGCCACCCACAUUUGAACGGCCUUCCACUGGCGACGGACAAUCAAGAGAUGUGUGUAUAUGCAGCUGCAUAUUUCAAGGACAUCAUGACCUCUCGCUCUUGUCACGUGGACCCAGACUCAGACCUGUCAGCACACUCAAAGCUUUGGAAUUCCUUGGGUAUAGCUCUGUCGGAGCAAGCUAAAGAGGAACUGGAUAAACCGAUAACUGCAGAAGAGCUGACAAUGACUCUGAAGACUGUAGCUGUUGGCAAAGCGCCUGGAGAUGACGGCCUCCCAAUGGAAUUCUAUAGAGCCUGCUGGGAGGUGUUAGUCGGUAACUUGGUGGUCAUGUUCAACGAAGUUCUGCAAGGUGGAAGGCUAGGUGAAUCUAUGACAAGGGGCAUCAUUACGUUGUUAUAUAAGAAAGGAGACCGCUGUGAAAUCAGGAACUGACGCCCCAUUUCACUUCUGAACUUUUCCUAUAAACUGCUGGCCAAGACUUUGGCGAACAGACUAGGAAUUUUUUUGCCGGGACUUGUGGGUAUGGAUCAGGGGGCCUUCGUGAGGGGUCGCUCUAUCUUCGAAAAUUUGGCAACGGCGAUCGAGGCCUUGGAGUCUUUCCUUUCUAAACGUAGCAAGUCUAAAUUUUGGCAAGACAUCAUUGGCGCCUGGAAGAGCUGCAGGCCGGAGCUGAGGAAGGACCUGGUUUCCAAGGAAGAUGUUCUGAGCAAGCACCUCUUUGAGAAUCCGAAGUUGUGUGAUGCAUCUGAAACCCCUUUUAGUGCGUCCACGCAGCCAGGCUCGUACGGAAUGAAAUGGAUACAGCGAG
Molecule: messenger RNA, 2097 nt
Organism: Chara braunii
Lineage: Eukaryota; Viridiplantae; Streptophyta; Charophyceae; Charales; Characeae
Source: the annotation of a GenBank genome assembly